UAACAAAAAGGAGAAGGAAAGAGUGAUUGAUUCUUUGUCAUCCACGCAUCUCUCUCUGUCUCUCUUGGUUUGGCUUUGCCAAGUCAGCAUUCAAACAUCUCAAAGCAAAUUUUCCCAAAGCAAUUCCUUCAGCCGAAGGAGAAAUAAAUAAAUAUAAUUUAACAAAAACAUUCAGUCUCUCUCUCUCUCUCAGAUCGCUGACAUUACUAUCGUCAGAUUCUCGUUUGAUACGUUGGGAGAUCGAUCUAGAUACGAUACUUCGCCAUGAAUCCUGAGUAUGACUAUCUGUUCAAGCUUUUGCUUAUCGGUGAUUCUGGUGUCGGAAAAUCGUGCUUGCUUCUAAGAUUUGCUGAUGAUUCUUACCUUGAUAGCUACAUCAGUACCAUUGGUGUUGACUUUAAAAUCCGCACAGUGGAACAGGACGGAAAGACAAUCAAACUCCAGAUCUGGGACACAGCAGGUCAAGAACGUUUCAGGACAAUCACCAGCAGCUACUACAGAGGAGCUCAUGGCAUCAUUGUCACCUAUGAUGUCACUGACCAAGAGAGCUUCAACAACGUCAAGCAAUGGCUUAAUGAAAUCGACCGUUACGCUAGUGAGAAUGUGAACAAGCUACUGGUUGGGAACAAAAACGAUCUCACAUCACAGAAGGUUGUAUCCACUGAGACAGCUCAGGCUUUUGCAGAUGAACUGGGGAUCCCUUUCUUGGAAACAAGUGCUAAAAAUGCUACCAAUGUUGAAGAAGCUUUCAUGGCCAUGACUGCUGCUAUUAAGACCCGAAUGGCUAGCCAACCAUCUGGAGGUGCAAAGCCACCGACGGUCCAGAUUCGCGGACAGCCAGUGAAUCAGCAAUCAGGCUGUUGCUCAUCUUGAUUCCAUUUGUCUCAAAAGGUCUCUUUGGAUCAUUAUAAUCAUUUGUUUGCAUCGCAUGUAAGACUCCAAUUGCCAACUCGUUGAAUUGAAUAUUCUUUUUCUUUCAUUUUAUAGCUUUUCAAUUCUUUUCUCAUGUAUUUCCAAGUUUGAAACUCUCAUACAUUCUAUAGUAAUUCUAAUUCAAUAAUUCAAAAUAA
Brassica rapa (field mustard) is the source of this 1070-nucleotide messenger RNA. RefSeq names its product ras-related protein RABD2b. Gene Ontology annotation, molecular function: GTPase activity; GTP binding. NCBI's taxonomy places the organism in Eukaryota, Viridiplantae, Streptophyta, Magnoliopsida, Brassicales, Brassicaceae. The record is from RefSeq and is a predicted model, not a curated record.